This is a messenger RNA of Anopheles bellator, 2157 nucleotides long. RefSeq names its product STAM-binding protein-like. The transcript is spliced from 4 exons. Gene Ontology annotation, biological process: protein K63-linked deubiquitination. The coding region runs from base 76 to 1293 and encodes 405 amino acids. Gene Ontology annotation, cellular component: endosome; membrane. The record is from RefSeq and is a predicted model, not a curated record. Gene Ontology annotation, molecular function: protein binding; metal-dependent deubiquitinase activity; K63-linked deubiquitinase activity. NCBI's taxonomy places the organism in Eukaryota, Metazoa, Arthropoda, Insecta, Diptera, Culicidae.
AAGGAUAACAGAGAGUUUAACGAACAAGUUGAAAAAAGCUAGUAGCGUCGACUAAACAGUAAAUUAAACAAAACCAUGGCACUACAAUCGCCACCGGUGCAAGUGGGUGCUAUGGAACCGCAUCUGCGACUACAGAAGCUCGUCGCCGACAGCCAGCGUGUUUCGAUCGACUCGACAAUGCCCAUCAACCGAUACUACCGUUCCGGUAGCCAGAUCGUCGAAACAGCCGAUCGGUCGCUGCGGGAAGGCAACUUCGAAAAGGCAUUCACUUUCUACCUGCGUUACGUGACGAUAUUUGUGGAGCUCAUACUGAAACAUCCGGGUUAUCGAUCGGUGCUACCACAUGACAAAAAUCAGACGAAAACAAAGAUCAAGGAAAUUCUCCCGAAGGCGGAGAACAUCCGCGCGAAGCUGUUGGAGCGGUACGAAGGCGAGUACCAGCUCUACCUGCAGCAGAUUCGUUUAGAAGAGAAUAAGCUAGCAGAGGAACGUGCUCGUACAGCCGCCGAACAAUCAGGUCCUUCCAGAACCCCGCAGGAUGCUGGGGGCGUUGGACUGAGAGUCGGAACCAUGAUACCCAGCGCCCCGAGCCACGAUAUUAUUACUGACCCCGAAUCCAAGCUAAUGGAGCAAGUGCUUUAUCCAAGUGAAUUUAUAACCGGGGAGAGCGUUCCCAGCGAAGAGUUUUCAAUGGUAUCCGAUCCCUCAGUGGAUAGAUCUUUGAAACCGAAGCUAUCACAUUCGACUGGGCCGGCAACUGCCGGAGCAACGGGCUACCGGUCGAUUACGGUACCAAUGGAUACUUUGCGAAAGUUUCUAGCGCUUACAGCCGCCAAUACGGCUGCCAACCUGGAAACGUGCGCUAUUUUGGCCGGUUGUUUACGGCAGGCGAAAUUCGUUAUCACGCAUGUGAUAUUUCCGAAGCAGACCGGAACGUCCGACAGCUGUAACACGAUGUAUGAAGAAGAGAUUGCCAUUGCCCAAGACCAGCACAAUCUUAUCACGCUCGGAUGGAUACAUACACAUCCCUCGCAAACAGCAUUUUUGUCAUCUGUAGAUUUGCAUACGCACUGUUCGUAUCAGCUGAUGCUCGAAGAGGCAAUCGCGAUCGUUUGCUCGCCAAAGUAUCACGAAACCGGAUUCUUUAAUCUUACACCCGCCGGAAUGGAUGCGAUUUCUCAGUGCCGUCAAACCGGCUUUCACCCACAUUCGGCCGGACCUUCUCUAUUCGGGGAAGCCCAACACGUUAUACUGAAUGAAACGGAUACCGUAGAAGUGAUUGACCUGCGAUAGAUUUUUUUUAGGCCGUGUAUUCUGUUUGAUAUCGUUUAUUAUUUAAUAUUUCAUACGUACGUCUGUUGAAUCGCUACGGCGUAAGCAAGGCUGUCUAGCAUUUCGCAACUUGCCCACACAUUGCAAUCGUUGACUUAUAUUACAAUUAAUAAUCGACGGCCAACCCACCAGCGUGCGUUGUUUGAAGUUAAGCUGGACGGGUACAUUGGGCUCCAUUGCUUGUCGGUUUUCUUUCUACGCUCUAAAUUUUCAUUUAAUCCUAGAGGAACGAACUGAGCAGGUAUACACUGCAGUAAGAAUUAACAUGUAAAUGUAUAAUAUAAUAUAUAUCUCGCUCGGCUUUUUAUCUAUUACUACGGACAGAGCCAUAUUACCAAUAAUUUAAAUUUUGCAUUCAACUUGAUUCACAAAUGGAUUAGAUUUGUCAUAAAAUUUGUUUAAGUCGUUUUCCAUGGAGAAUCGUAUCGUAUCGAAUUCCUCAAUCCAAUCUAGUUCAUUGCGACAGUCAAUCAAUAAUUCCCUUUCUUUGUUAGAAAAAAUAGUCUAUUAUUUAUUUCGCAGUUUCAUUAUUAUGUUCUAGUUUUGCGUAUGUGAACAGGUGCACGAACGCAUGAGUGUAAUAACUUUUGCGCUUAUUAUUUUUCGUGAUUUCUUUUAGUUUGAUUGGUAUUCUGAAUUGUAGUUUCAUGUUUGUUACAGGGCUGUUUAUUGUUUUGUUUGCUUGGAGCAUCCAAAAAGAACAUGUUGGUCAGUUAGUUUCUGGUAUGUCGUGAAGAAAUCUAAUUUGUUUCCGUCUGUUUGAAGCGAAAGAAAAAGAACAAAAAGAAGUAAAACGUAAUACUUACUAUGAUCCAUGAUGCACAA